AACCUUUUCGGAUCUAAAUUAUUAAAAUUUUAUACGUAUUCCACUUCUUUACCCUUUGGAAAAUAAAAUGAAAUUGCUUAAGUCAUUGAGUUUGCUUCCACGAUGUGUUUCCCCGUUGCAAAAAUGUUAUUCGACCGAUCUUAUCAAUUUGGUGGGAGUUCCUAGGGUUAAGAUAACGAAAGGUGAGAAUCGUUAUUUGUUAGUGAUGAUCCAUACCCACGGAUAUACGAAUUUUGGAAGGGUUAUCGUCCGUGGAGCUAAUGUCGACAAUCAUUUGGAAGUUUAUGAUGCAAUCUUGGCGGAGUUGGAACCAGAGGGAAUAUGUGCAAAAUUCCUUGGCGGAGGAAGGAUUCUCAAUGAGGAAAACAAGCAGAAAAUCAAGAUUUAUGGAACCUCUAGAACAUUUGGUACUGCUGAUCACAAAAGGACGAGAAACAUAUUGCAAUCGUGGACCGCAUACAAGGAUUUUCGGAUCUCCGUUAAGGGAUAACGUUGCACCUUUUUUUGGAAAUCUCUCUCUUUAACAUUAAAUUAAUUUAACAAAUCGGAAAA
Molecule: messenger RNA, 552 nt
Organism: Drosophila elegans
Lineage: Eukaryota; Metazoa; Arthropoda; Insecta; Diptera; Drosophilidae
Product: sex-regulated protein janus-B
Exons: 4
Coding region: 68-490 (140 amino acids)
Biological process (GO): peptidyl-histidine dephosphorylation
Cellular component (GO): cytosol
Molecular function (GO): protein histidine phosphatase activity
Source: RefSeq, a predicted model, not a curated record